Messenger RNA from Physeter macrocephalus (sperm whale), 520 nucleotides. It is a transcript of the gene CLPS, whose product is annotated as colipase. NCBI's taxonomy places the organism in Eukaryota, Metazoa, Chordata, Mammalia, Artiodactyla, Physeteridae. The record is from RefSeq and is a predicted model, not a curated record. Gene Ontology annotation, biological process: response to food; positive regulation of catalytic activity; digestion. The transcript is spliced from 3 exons. Gene Ontology annotation, cellular component: extracellular region. The coding region runs from base 61 to 399 and encodes 112 amino acids. Gene Ontology annotation, molecular function: lipase binding; enzyme activator activity.
GUCUUUUGCCGCCUGACCUGAGCUGCCAGCCGCUACCUACACCAGCGGUGCCCACUCAUCAUGGAGAAGGUCCUUGUCCUCCUGCUCCUCGCCCUCGCGGUAGCCUAUGCGGUCCCCGACCCCCGGGGACUCAUUUUCAACCUGGUAGAGGGUGAACUCUGCCUAAACAGUGCCCAGUGCAAGAGCAAGUGCUGCCACCGUGAUACCGGCCUGAGCCUGGCCCGCUGCGCACCCAAGGCCAGAGAGAGCAGCGAGUGCUCCGCCUUUACCCUCUAUGGGGUUUACUACAAGUGUCCCUGUGAGAGGGGUCUGACCUGUGAGGUGGACAAGACCAUCGUGGGCUCCAUCACCAACACCAACUUUGGCGUCUGCCUCGAUGUUGGACGCUCCAGAGAGUGAGGACACUCACCCAGGCCGGCACGCCACAGGGCGCCACCUCUCCCUGGCUAGCCACCCCUAGACCGGCACCUCCGUCUUCUAAUUGGAUUCUUGGCAAUUAAAGCCCCUCUUGCAAACCUUC